UUCUAUUCUCUCUCGAUCUACUUCAGUGGCAUCUAGUUCGAGAAGAGAGUGGGAGUUGUAGUAGCGCUAUACAUACCAUCAACCGCCACUUUGUAGUCGACAACAUUAGACAAGUCUUCACGCCAUUUUAGUACCAGGCACACUAAGCAAUUGCUUCGCUGCAGAUCAGGACAUUACCAUUGACUCUCGUCAGUAAUUUCAUCUCUUUUGAUACUGAAAGAAGAUGAAGCCCUUAUCAAUUCUGGUUUGCGUUAUAGUACUUUUUAGCUCGGUCGCUCAUGCGUCCAAAUUUUGGGAUGACUUUUUUGUAAAUUUUGGAGGCAUGAACGUCAAGUAUCCCGGUAGAGACACAGGCAGCACUGUACAACUUGGUCUUACCAACCGAACCGGAUCUGGAUUUCGAUCAAAGUAUCCGUAUUUGUACGGCCAUCUUUCUAUGAAAGUCAAACUGGUGGGAAACAACUCCGCCGGUACCGUGACGUCGUACUAUAUGGCUUCAGUGUACAAGAAAUGGUGUGAACUCGACUUCGAGUUUCUGGGAAAUGUUUCAGGGCAGCCAUACAUUCUUCAAACCAAUGUCUUUGCUCUCGGAGAAGGCAAUAGGGAACAGCGUAUUUUUCUGUGGUUUGAUCCUACGGCUGACUUUCAUGACUACGGCAUUCUGUGGAAUCAAAACCUCAUUCUGUUUUUGGUGGACAAUCGGGUCAUCCGAGUCUUCCAUAAUUCCAAGGACCUCGGAAUUCCAUACCUGGAAUAUCAACCAAUGUACAUCUACUCUAGCAUCUGGAACGGGGAGUCGUGGGCGACUCGUGGAGGUCGUGUGAAAACAGACUGGAGUCAGCAACCUUUCCUUGCAUCGUACACUGCUUUCAACGUUUCGAACGCCUGCGUGGUCAAGAGCGUCACAAAUUCUACCCGAUGGAGCAGCUCGCACAAUUGUUACAGGCAGUUGUAUAGGAGUCCAUACGGUAGGGCUCCCAACCUCAACUUGACGCAAACUCAAAUCGACGACCUCCGAUGGAUUCAAAAGGGAUUUGUGAUCUACGACUACUGCACAGAUUUGAAGAGGUUCAAGGGUGUGGCUCCUCCAGAGUGUGCCAGGAACUGGCCUUAGACUUUCAGAAGGUUAUAUUCAUUCCCACAUGCUCACCACUAAACUAUUUUCAGUGGACAGCACUGCUAAGAUGAUCUUCGAUGAUCGAAUAAUCGAAUGAUCAUGUGAACCAGCCAAGGUUUUUUAUUUCUUUCUCUAAGUUCCUAGAGAUGACAGGACCAGGAGAAGCAUUGAACCUUUUUUCUUGAAAGAGUGGCUGUGUCAGACUUAUUGGUAUGAACUACAUAGACUCACGACCUUGGCAUUCUACCGGAUAUCGAUCAGAAUGUCUCACUUAUUAGGAUUCGAUGGCAGGGAGCUCGGUAGGUCGCUGAUGUACAAGCCAGAGACUGAUUGGAAAAACUAAUUAAUUAGGUGAGGAAGCAGCUUAUCGACGGCAGCUCUAGUUGAUAGUGGAUUUCUGUUUCCAAGCUAGAUGACCUUUUUGUUACAGGGAAAAAUAGCAAUGCAGAGUAUCUGGACAGACAUUGGUGCAUAGAGUUGAUAAAAACACAAUUUAAUUAGCUUUUGAGUGAUAUAUUACUCGUAGGAUGGGUAGGAUACUCUUUGAAAGUAUGCUCCUGCAUACGUUCUUUUUCUAAGUGGGUUUCGGUUGUCAUUCUUGUC
Molecule: messenger RNA, 1720 nt
Organism: Marchantia polymorpha subsp. ruderalis
Lineage: Eukaryota; Viridiplantae; Streptophyta; Marchantiopsida; Marchantiales; Marchantiaceae
Source: the annotation of a GenBank genome assembly